Messenger RNA from Capsicum annuum, 2541 nucleotides. Its product is annotated as probable inactive purple acid phosphatase 1. Bases 357 to 2192 code for a protein of 611 amino acids. The transcript has 13 exons. Gene Ontology annotation, molecular function: metal ion binding; acid phosphatase activity. NCBI's taxonomy places the organism in Eukaryota, Viridiplantae, Streptophyta, Magnoliopsida, Solanales, Solanaceae. The record is from RefSeq and is a predicted model, not a curated record.
UUUUUUUUUUUUUGGAAAGCUUAGCUUUAGAAUUGGGCUGCCCUUUUUGUUUUGUCAGCUUUAGAAUUCCUGUUGAUCUACUAGUUGUUCUGUUGGGUGUUCAUAUCUGGUGACAUUUCUUAGAGUUAUUCAUUUCGUGCAGUUCAUAUCUGUUGAUGCAUAUGUUUUUUGCUCAAUAUCAAAGGCUUCUUUGUUUUGUUUUUGGGUUAAAUUUCCAUUUUUGAUGACACCCACAUUGGUUUUUAUCAGUUUUAGAACUUCCAUUGAUCUACUAGUUGUUGACCUUUCUUGUAGCUGUUCAUUUCUUGGAGUUCAUAUCUGUUAAUUAGCGCGAAAGCUGCCAUAAGGUGAAUGCGAUGAAAACGUUCGUUAUAUUGUUGCCAAUUUUAUGGGCUCUAUUUGCUCUUCAAGGGGCAACAUCUCAUGAAGAUCACCCUCUAUCAAGGAUUGCUGUUCAUAAGGCUAUUGCGGCCUUGGAUGCACGUGCUUAUAUCAAAGCUACUCCUUCUGUUCUUGGGUCAAAUGGUGUAAACCAAGAAUGGAUAACUCUGGAGUACGGCAGAAGCAACCCCUCAAAUGAUGAUUGGGUUGGAGUGUUUUCUCCUGGCAAUUUCAGCGCAGCUACUUGUGACCCUGAAAAUAACAUGGUGACUCCACCACUUUUGUGCACAGCUCCUAUAAAGUAUCAAUUUGCAAAUCGGUCCAGUCCUAACUACAAAAGGACAAGAAAAGGAUCGUUAAAGCUUCAAUUGAUCAACCAGAGAUCAGAUUUUUCCUUCGCUUUGUUUUCUGGUGGAUUACGAAAUCCAAAGCUGGUUGCAGUGUCAAAUACUGUUGCCUUUGCAAAUCCAAAUGUACCAUUAUACCCACGGUUAGCACAGGGAAAGACGUGGAAUGAAAUGACUGUUACAUGGACAAGUGGAUAUGAUAUCAAUGAAGCAGAGCCAUUUGUGGAGUGGGCUCCACAAGGUGGACAAAAAACUCGUUCACCGGCUGGGACUUUGACUUUUGAUCGUAGUAGCUUGUGUGGUGCACCAGCAAGAACUGUUGGAUGGCGUGAUCCUGGAUUCAUUCACACGAGUUUUCUGAAGGAGUUGUGGCCCAAUUUAGUAUAUACCUACAAGCUGGGGCAUAAACUGUUUAAUGGCACAUAUAUCUGGAGUCAAGUGUACAAAUUUAAAUCAUCUCCCUAUCCUGGUCAAAACUCUCUUCAGCGAGUGGUCAUUUUUGGUGACAUGGGAAAGGAAGAGGCUGAUGGCUCAAAUGUGUACAAUCAAUACCAACCUGGUUCCCUUAACACUACCAAGCAAAUCAUUGAGGACUUAAAGAACAUUGACAUAGUCUUUCACAUUGGUGAUAUUGUUUACGCCAAUGGAUAUCUUUCUCAGUGGGAUCAAUUUACUUCUCAAGUUGAGCCAAUUACUUCAAGAGUACCAUACAUGAUUGCUAGUGGCAACCACGAACGCGAUUGGCCAGAUAGUGGGUCAUUUUAUGGUAAAAAGGAUUCAGGUGGAGAAUGUGGUGUCCUGGCUCAGACAAUGUUCUAUUUUCCUGCCGAAAAUAGGGAUAAGUUUUGGUACUCUACUGAUUAUGGAAUGUUCAGAUUUUGUAUUGCUGAUACUGAACAUGAUUGGAGAGAGGGCACUGAACAAUAUAAGUUCCUUGAACACUGCUUUGCAUCAGUAGAUAGACAGAAACAGCCAUGGCUAAUCUUCCUUGCACAUAGGGUGCUUGGUUAUUCUUCUGGUGAUUUUUACGCCGAUGAUGGAUCAUUUGGAGAGCCAAUGGGGAGGGAAAGCCUUCAAAAGCUUUGGCAGAAGUAUAAAGUUGAUAUCGCCAUAUAUGGCCAUGUUCAUAAUUACGAAAGGACAUGUCCCAUUUACCAGAAUAUUUGUACGAUGAACGAGAAGAACUCGUACAAGGGAACCUUGAACGGGACAAUACAUGUCGUGGCAGGGGGAGGUGGAGCUGGUCUAGUAAAGUUUACAUCCCUCCAGACUAAGUGGAGUAUUUUCAAAGAUUAUGAUUACGGAUUUGUGAAGAUGACAGCAUUCGAUCAUUCAAACCUGUUAUUUGAGUACAAGAAAAGCAGAGAUGGCAAGGUAUACGACUCUUUCAAUAUAUCCCGGGAUUACAGAGACAUCUUGGCAUGCACUGUGGAUAGCUGCCCAAGCAUGACAUUGGCAUCUUGACUGAUUUUAUGAAGAAAGACCUGAAGUUUGAUUUCUGUUAUGCACUGAUCUAGCAUCCCACGAUACCAUCGAUAUCUCUAUAGGACAGUAUGGUACACAAAGCAUCCGGCAUUAGCUGGACCCAAGGAAUCCAGUUCAGAGCCACAAGCACCAGGAGCAUAAACAGUUUGGGUGAAUAUUUACUUGAUUGUGUUAAGAAGGUUCAUGAUUGGGAAGGUUUAUGUAACAUUUGUGAGAUACAAUGUACUAUUACUUUCAUCUUUCAUAAAGGUUUUUGUGUUGUUGGAAAAGGAAAUUGGUAAAGAAAGCCAUAGCAUUAUUAUUUAUGAACAAAAGAAUCUUUUAUCAA